Pelagomonas calceolata is the source of this 3069-nucleotide messenger RNA. The record is from the annotation of a GenBank genome assembly. Lineage: Eukaryota; Pelagophyceae; Pelagomonadales; Pelagomonadaceae.
GUAAAAGUCCGCUGAUUUGCUGCAUAGAGCGGGUUGCACACCUUAGCGAUUGACACCGUACACCCACGACUGCGUGCGAUCGGUUUCUUCAGCCAUAACGCUGGACGAGCGCUGCAGCAGCAAAUCCGUAGCGCACAACACGAUUUCCAGCGCCAGCGCGCGCGACGAGACGGGUCGCACAGCAUCGCUCCUUGUGUCGGACCGCGGAGCUGAAGCAUGGCGACCAGCAUGCAAGACGUAAGUGCCACGGCGGUGGCGGAGGCCUCGGACGGCCUGCAGCCCUGGGCCGGCGUGCGCGGCGGCGGUGGCAGAAAAGUAGACCCGUUUAUGGACCGCUCUCGGCCGGAGGACAUUGUGCCGUGCCGGGGCACCUACGGCACCGAGGGCUUGCCGGCGAUGGUGCUGCUCGCGCAGUACUUCGGAAAUGCGAAGCGCCUCGCAAGCGUGGCUACUGUCGUGACGCAGCUCGUCCACGGCCCAAACGCGUUCGGCGUCUCCUACGAUGUAGAAGCGCUCCGCCGCGAAAUUAACCGGUGGUUGUCGCUCGGCCCCGACCAAUCCACUACGUUGAUCGACGAGAUCCUGCGCCAGCACCGCGAGUGGGUCAUGGGCGGCGAGGAGGGCCCCUUCGCGAAACUGGGCGAGGUCCUGUACCACCUCAAGUUCUUCCGCUACGAGGAGCGCGGCGAGGAGACGCACCACAUCGUCGACGGCGAGCUCAUCGCGGAGCUGCGGCGAAUCUGCGCGGCGCUGACGUCGGAGCAAUCGCACCUCACGGGCGUGUGCCACAUCGAGAUGGCGUUCCUCACCUUCUUCAACAUGGCCGUGGGCGACGAGAAGCUGCGGGAGUUAUUAAUAUUCGUGUUCGCCCACUGCCUCUUCGGCGCGGUCGGCAUGGCCGUCGCUUUGAAAUUAUUGAAGGGCUUCCGGAAGCAGCUCUCGGCCGUCGCGUUCGACGAGGAUUUGUUGAAGGCGCGCCGGGCCCUGGUUUUAGCUCUGGACGGCGGCGUCGAGGCGACGAUCGCGGCCGCGGUCGCGUCCUUCAAGACCGCGUGGGCGUCCGUCGAGAAGGAGGCGGUCAAGGCCUACCCGCACGACGCCUGUGUCGCGCUCCACCACCAGAUGCAGAAGGUGGACCUCGUCGAGCACAAUAGACAGCUCGGCGAGGUGCUGGAUGUGCUGAAGACGGCGACCGAGCCUGUGAUGAUCUUCGUGGCGCCGAAGGACAUAGUCUCUUACUUCGGUCAGAAGCCCGAGACGUUGAGAAUCCUCCGCUGUCGCUUUGAUCCCGGCGCCAUCACCACGGCUCUCGAGGGCCUCCAUAAACUAAAUAACUCGCAAGCGCUAUUGUCGAACGCCGUCGCGCUCCUCGUGGCGAUGGGGAACUACGGCACGUCGGGUGAGGUCGACGCGGACCUCAUGGACCACCUGCGUGGAUGCGGCAAGGGGUGCCAGCUAGACAUCUACGCGCAUAUUUUCUAUGGCCUACGCCAUAGCGCUCUUAUGUCGUCGAUUCAAGGCGACGUGGCGGUCUUUGAUCCCUCAGGGGCCCGCUGGGUCGUCGCGCGGCGGCCGGGCGAAGCCGCUCUGGUGCAUGCGCUGCGUCAGAAAGUUCAACUUGGACCGUCGGGAUGGCGCGUCGACCUCCACGCCGUCGAGACCGCGCGUUUGCGAAAGGGAGAGUGUUGUUUUGAGGGUUACUUCGCGCAGGUGUACAGCUUCGAGGAUAUGGCGCGGGACGCCGGCUACGAAAGCGUCCAUGAAUUCCUGCAGGACGCGCGCAACUCCUACGACGUCACGGAGAUGCGCGCGGUCGUCCAGUUUAGGGACGAAGCGCGGUUGUUUGACGAGCGCUACGAGCCGCCGAAAGAUGCGUUACGAGCGAAGCACCUCGCGUUGAUGGCGCGGCGGGCGGCGCGGACGCUCGCGGGCCAAGAGAAGGGCGGGUCCCUCUCGAGGACGACGGUUGUUUUAGCUGGGACGCAGUCGUACUACGCCGAUGGGCAAUUGAGAGAUUCUAACCCCGGAGCGGCGGGCGUGUUCGGCGCGCGCGUCUCGUUUGUGGGGUGGCGGCGCUGGUCUUCGAAGGACGAACUCAUCGACUGGCUCUGCGACGAGGGCGCGGACGUCCUCGAUUAUGAGUUAACGACUGGCACGGCGGAGCUCGCGGCGUUCCUGGGGUCGUCGGAGAGCAUUGACGAGCUCAAAGAUAGACAGUACCUGUGCCUGAUCCCGGACAACUGGCCGGCGCCGAGGGCAUUCACUAAAGUUACUGAGGUGCUCCAACGGUUCGUGUAUGACGACAGGUGCUACCGCGAGAGCGUCAUGGAUAGAUUCUUCGCGUCGGGCGCGGCGUCCUUCUUUGAGUGGAGGCGGCGCGACGACUGCACGGUCUUCGAAAAGAGGUAUGAGGAGGUCGAUAACGGCCUGGGAAGCACGUGCCGCCGCUUGGUACGGUUGGCCCGCGCGACUGGCCCGGACGGCGCCCUGUACCAGAUCGGCGUCGACCUCGCGUUAGUACGCCGGUCGCCGCGGGAAGUACCGGCACCGGCGCCCGCGGCCGAGCCCGCGCCUUUGGAUGAAGAUUUGGAUGAAGAUAUGGAGGAUGUGACUACACGCGCCGAUCCGCCGAAGUGGACCCAAGGCUCGCGGUUUGCGAACGCGUUGGAGUUGAUCUUCGCGGCGAACCCCACGCUUAUCUGUGACCCGCCGCCGAACAGUAGAGAAAGGUGGGCGAUUGCGAAGCGGCUCUGCAAACCCAACCCAUCGACGGCGCCCGACGACGUCGACCUUUUCAAUAGAGCCUUUCAGUGGGGCGACGAUCAGUGGAUCGCGUGGCACGACGCGAACGACGUCGAUUCAGAGGAAGACGAAGAGGAGGAGGAGCCGGCGGACGACGAUCCGUUCGCCGAGCACAACGUGCCGUAUGCGGGAGAGCUCACUCGACCGCGGCUCCUGGAGCUCUACGGACUCAAGUUCGGAGGACCGCCGCCGAAGCAAAACUACGAGAUUAGGAUGUUCCCGGGCAGCUAUCUUGACUGGGUACGGUACAAGAUCGUCAACGACUAG